Molecule: messenger RNA, 780 nt
Organism: Haliotis rubra (blacklip abalone)
Lineage: Eukaryota; Metazoa; Mollusca; Gastropoda; Lepetellida; Haliotidae
Product: glycine N-acyltransferase-like protein 3
Exons: 5
Coding region: 25-780 (251 amino acids)
Cellular component (GO): mitochondrion
Molecular function (GO): glycine N-acyltransferase activity
Source: RefSeq, a predicted model, not a curated record
UCACUCAAGAUCACUUCAACUAAAAUGGCGGUUAAACUCGUUGAAACUCAGCUGACACAAAUGCUGGAGGUACUCAAGACAUCUCACAGGUGGAUUAAGAUUAUGGGAGAAGUGGAAGCCGCACUGGAACACCGUAUAACAGAUUACGAAUUCGUUGUGGACAGAUGGCCGGAUUGCAGGGCGAUGGUUGUUCGUGCGAAGGAUAAUGACUUGCAGCUGAAGUAUCUAGAGCCGCUUGUGAACCUGUACGCUACUGACGACGAAGCACUGAGAGGCCUUCUACACAACCUGGACUGGUCCAAGGGGAUACGAUUUGAAUGUGUGGAACGACGUCUAGUGCCAGUUCUGUCAGAAGUGAUUCAACUCUACCGGGUACCCACAUUUCUCCACACUGACUGUACGUUAAUGAGGGUCACGCACGAUACACUGAAACUCAGGCCCAUUCCUGAGGGCUGUACCAUGUCCAGCCUAACGGCAGAUCAAGCUAGUCAGGUGAAUUCCAGGUGGGUACUACGCAAUGGAGACGUGUCCGAAGCCUACAUCAAGCACUUAAUAACCACACUUCCUUCCACGUGUCUGUACAACCGGGAGGGGGCGCUGCUAGGAUACGCCCUCACCUAUCACUACGGGUGUCUGGGGGUGCUGUACGUGCUGGAAGAACACCGAGGCAAUGGGUACGGAAAGGUGGCCAUGUCCCAGCUCGCUCUAAAACAUCUGCAAAAAGAAAGAGGUGUUUGUCAUGAUACAACGUGUCAAUGUAGCGUCUAUCAAGAUGCAUGA